Messenger RNA from Sycon ciliatum, 3584 nucleotides. RefSeq names its product cytokine-like nuclear factor N-PAC. Lineage: Eukaryota; Metazoa; Porifera; Calcarea; Leucosolenida; Sycettidae. Bases 360 to 2225 code for a protein of 621 amino acids. The transcript is spliced from 13 exons. The record is from RefSeq and is a predicted model, not a curated record. Gene Ontology annotation, molecular function: NAD binding; NADP binding; oxidoreductase activity, acting on the CH-OH group of donors, NAD or NADP as acceptor.
AGUUGUGCAUUUGUCCAAAAUUCUUCAUCAUGCACGUCAGUUCAAAGAUGAGGAAAAUCACGUUAGUUUGUUGUCACUAAAUUGUUGACACUGGAAACAAUUGCUAAGACUGAUCAGCCAAAGCUUGGGCGAAGCAGUGCCCCUCCUGGAGUCAGUAAAUAGUAUAAAGAAUUCAGUUGGACUGACCGGAGCUGCAUAGUUUCGUAUUUUGUAGCCGUCUCCAAUUUGCAGACAAUUUAUAUUUUUGAAGCGAAUGUUCCUACUAUUUUCUAAGUGGGUUUUGGACUAUUUUCUGGCUGCCUACACGCCGCACUAUCAGUGAAAACCAGAGCCUGGGAAGUAACCUCAGUUGUCCGAGAAUGGCUGCUUCAACAUUGGUAGUUGGACAAUAUGUCUGGGCGAAGUUGACCGGGUUUCCCCACUGGCCUGCUAAGAUCUUGGAACUCUCCAAGACAGAUGAUCAACAUUAUGUGGAGUUUUUGGGACAAAAGAAAACGGUGGCACAUGCCAAGGUGAAGCCGAUCACCACGGAUGGUUACGACCGAAUCGUCAGGGACGGCAAGAGAGCCAAGGGACAGACGUUUGUCAAGAGCGUCAAUGAGCUGAAGCGAACCGUACCUCCGGAGAUGGCCGAAGAUCUCUGGCCGGAAUAUCAAGCCUGCUCAGUCGCACAGGCAAAGAAAAACGUAUCUAAAACACUGCAGCAGGACGCUGGCACGUUUGAGUCGAACAGUUUUGCAGCGGGGGCACCAUCGUCUGCAUCGUCUUCCCUGGCGUCAUCUCCGCUGUCGUCAUCGUCGUCGGCCACGUCGUUAGUAGCAGUAGCUGUGACACGCAACAAUGGCGGCGCUAGUAACGCCACCAUGGCCAAGUCGAUGUCGGCGCGCAAGUCCACCAACGCGCGCAGCUCCGGCAGUGCAACGCAAUCCAGUUCCAGCGGCGCUGGCGUAAGUACAUCACCUACGUUGGCAACUUCCCCCUCUCAGGCCUCUGCCUCUGCCAGUAGCAAUCAAUCAACGAAAUCCAGUUCAGCUGACGCAGCAUUACACAUUCCCAAACCGAGGAAAGGUAGCUUGAAGCGUGCUGGUGUAUUGCCGACCGCCAGGGUCGUGGAACGGACUGGUCAGCAAGCUGCGCACAUCAAGUUUGCUGCCAAGAGUGACGUGGCACUCAUAACGCCGCUGCCGAAGAAACGCGCUGUGGAUCUAAGUGAUGGUGGUGUUCCUCCGCCCAAACUACCCAAGACUGUGCCGGCUGAUAGUACUAGCAAGUUGCCGUCCAACCCGACAACUACACAUUGCAACUACGGAUUCAUCGGCCUGGGCAUCAUGGGCACGGAGAUGGCCAGGAAUCUACUCAAAAACAGUCACAACGUCGUCAUCUGGAACCGCUCUGGCUUACGCAAACACAGCGAGCUAUUGUCAUGCGGUGGUCAAGUGGCGUCCUCUCCGGGAGAGGUUGUCGAUCGGUCCGACAUCAUCUUCACGUGUGUGUCAACACCGCAGGCUGCAAGAGAUGUGUUAACACGCAGCGGUGGUGUGCUACAAGCAAUGCGGCCUGGCAAGGGUUAUGUCGAUAUGUCCACCGUGGAUGCUGAGACCUCUCAGUUCGUCAGCAAGGCUAUUCACGAGAAGGGUGGUCAGUUUCUGGAAGCACCCGUGUCGGGUAGCAAGAAACCAGCACAGACCGGUCAGUUGGUCAUCUUGACCGCCGGCGAUCAAGACCUGUUUGAUCGUGCAACGCCUGCAUUCCGCGCCAUGGGGAAAUCACACUAUUAUCUCGGUGAGGUUGGAGAUGCGGCGCGCAUGAAGCUAGUCGUCAACAUGAUGAUGGGAUCCAUGACGUCAGCGUUGUGUGAAGGCAUGGCGCUAGCCAAGGAAGUGGGCUUGUCACAGAAGAUGCUCUAUCAAGUGCUGCGUGAAGGUGCGCUGGACAGUAAACUUGUUGAGGUGAAGGGAGCCGCUAUUCUCAAAGGCGACUUUCCACCGUCGUUUCCGCUCAAGCAUCAACAGAAAGACAUGCGGCUGGCGCUGGCACUUGGUGACCAGAUACGGCAGCCGCUUCCGGUUGCUGCUGCGGCUAAUGAGACGUUCAAGAAAGCUCUGCAGAUGGGACUAGGUGAUGAUGACAUGUCGGGUGUGUACAAGGCACAUUACACGCCACUGACGGAUAGAACGAUGCCUCAUCAACGCGGCAACAGUGCUGUUUCUCCCCCGCUCUUAUAGAUCACGCUUACCAAUAACGUUUUUCCUGGAAGAAUCUAUAUCAUCAGCAAGGCUAUAUUUAUCCUGCCGUUGCUGCUGAGGACGAUGAUAAUGAUGUCACCUCAUCGGAUGUGAGUUUACCAACGAUAUAAUUCAAGAUGGUUCUCACACCACUUUCUUCUUCUUGCAAUUGGUGUGUUGCACGCGACUGCAUUUGCCGACGACUGGUGCUCCCAAACCAACUUGGCGUGUUUCCGCCUGCCACGUUUGAUCAACCACCAGAUGAAUACUUAUGGCCGGCCGGUCAAGCCAAUCAACUGUCAUUUCUAUAACUACGCCGCGCGCCGCUGCUUUAGUCCUGCCGCUAUGGCAACCAUCCCUGCCGCUAUGGCAACCAUCCCUGCCGCCAUGGCAGCCAUCCAUGCCGUCUUCUGCAGCAGCUGGAGCUGCGCGCAUGGCAGUUGUGCGCCGGCAUUUUGAGAGUUCCGCCGUGAUGUGAUUUUUAUUUCCGUUGAAUCCAAGUUCACUUUUUUCUAAUGUAGAAUCCAAAUUGACGAAAAGAUGUCUUUAUUGCCCGAAGCAACCUUCAUUGACCCACUGCACUGCACUGCGCGGCACAGCACGGCGUGGCACAUCGCAUGGUUGUGAAGUGUGCAUUCUGCCGUGGCAUAGUCCCUCUGUUGAUGCCCCUUUCCACCGCUGCAUGUGCCCCUGUCAAUCACUCAGUGCACACUGCUCCAGCGGGUGGAGCACAGUGCUCCUGGACUGAUUGCACUUUCAUUUCUUCUGUUGCCUCGCUGGUGUAUUACGUUGCGAGCACGCAUGAGAGAGAGAGAGAGAGAGAGAGAGAGAGAGAGAGAGAGAGGGAGAGAGAGAGAGAGAGAGAAAGCGGGAGCAAUUACCGAAAGUACGGUGUGCACAAACUGGCUAGGUCAUUUCCUCGUUGUACUGUGCCAACUGAUAGUUGUGUUGCGUUUGUUUUGUUUUGGUUGUGUUUGGUUGUGUGAGGUCCUACAAUGUACCGUCAAUUUUAAUAAGUACCGGUAGAUGGAGGCCAUUUCUUUCUCCGUGCUCUCACCGUAUGUGAUUGAAUAGCGCACACACACACACCGUGGCUGUCAUCUCAGUAGUCCCAUGCCUCUCAGCCAAACCUUCGCCUUCUCCUUUACAACCUGAACUAUGUUUUGCCAGCCCUAUAACAACGCAACUGCUCCUUUGCUUGCAACUAAUUACCGGUACUUGUUCGCCGUCGGUGUUGCAGUCCUUCAUAGCAUAACUAAUUCACUACUUUUGUUGUCACGUUCCUAUCGUGUAUGGCACUGUCACAUUUCUCCAGCGUCUCAUUGACCAUGUUUGCUGUCGAUCAGACACAAUCUUUUU